Molecule: messenger RNA, 1852 nt
Organism: Siniperca chuatsi (mandarin fish)
Lineage: Eukaryota; Metazoa; Chordata; Actinopteri; Centrarchiformes; Sinipercidae
Gene: zng1a
Product: COBW domain containing
Exons: 16
Coding region: 201-1313 (370 amino acids)
Cellular component (GO): cytoplasm
Source: RefSeq, a predicted model, not a curated record
CUGUGAACGAAAAGCGGAACCAUUGUCGCCGCUUCAGGUUUUAAACGGAGUCUUUACAGUGUAGCACGCUGUCAAAACGUAAAGCAACAGUAGUGCAGAGGAGAACAUUUUUUGGUGAAAACUUUAAAUAUCUGCGUCUGUAAGAGGAGCAAUCAGAUCAGAUCCAGCUUGUGUCCCUGUCGACAGACAUUAUUUCUGGUAUGGAUGACAUGGUGAUGGAGGAGGAAGAUGAUUGCCCAGAGCUGGUGCCCAUUGACACGCCGCCUGGUCCUCCUGCAGGCCAGAUACCUGUCACCAUCAUCACAGGCUACCUCGGUGCUGGAAAGACUACACUCCUGAACUACAUCUUAACAGAACAACACAACAAGCGGAUUGCUGUCAUACUCAAUGAAUUUGGAGAGGGCAGCGCCCUUGAGAAGUCCCUCGCAGUGAGCCAUGCGGGAGAGCUGUAUGAGGAGUGGCUGGAACUGAGAAAUGGCUGCCUCUGCUGCUCAGUCAAGGACAAUGGUCUUAAAGCCAUCGAGAACCUGAUGGAGAAGAAAGGAAAGUUUGACUACAUCCUGUUAGAAACCACAGGACUCGCUGAUCCAGGAGCUGUGGCCUCCAUGUUCUGGGUCGAUGCAGAGCUCGGCAGUGACAUCUAUUUGGAUGGCAUCGUCACUGUCAUCGACGCCAAGUAUGGACUGCAGCAACUAACAGAGGAAAAGGCAGAUGGACUCAUCAAUGAAGCAGCCAGACAGAUUGCUGUCGCUGACAUGACCAUAAUCAACAAGACAGACCUGGUGAAUGAGGAGGAACUCACUCAAAUCCGAGAUGCAGUCAGGUCUGUAAAUGGUCUUGUCAAGAUUCUAGAAACCCAGAGGUCAAAGGUGGAUCUCUCUGAAGUGCUCGAUCUGCAUUCCUUUGACAGUAAGGAUGGAGCAAAUCUAGCAGAAAAGCUCCAACUUGUGAAAUCUACAAGACCACAUCUUGACAAGAGUAUUUUAACUGUGACGUUUGAAGUGGCCGGAGAUCUCCCUGAGGACGCCUUGAACAUCUUCAUCCAGGAUCUCCUAUGGGAAAAGAUGUUCAAAAACAAAGAAGGGCAACCCAUGACUGUCAUUCGGUUAAAGGGCAUAGUAUCAUUUGCAGGUAAAGCCCACCAAGUGAUGCUGCAGGGGGUCCAUGAGCUGUAUGACCUGAAUGAGACUCCACAGCUUUGGGAGGAGAACCCGCGGAUCAACCGACUGGUCUUUAUAGGUAGGAACCUGGACAAGGACAUUCUGCAGGAACAGUUCAUCUCUACAGUGGUGCAAGGAGCAGAGAGAAAUUAGCUACAAGCUCUUCUCUCCUCUUUGUAUUGAAAACUGUUGAUUCUGGAUCAAAAGUUGUGGCUUUAGCCAUCCAUAAAUCCUGGACUGUGUUGCAGACGUUCACUCCUUUCCUCCAAGAACAUGAGGUACGUCAGAGGAUGGUUAUGGUUUCAGUAAUGAUCAAUUUCAAAUUGUGAUAAUCCACUACCUGCUUUAAAAGCUACUUUAUAUCAAAGAGUGUUUAUGUCGCUGUAGAGACUGAGCUAAAUGCUGUGUGUCACCCUGGAAACUUGUAUUGAACAUGACCUCUAAAAUGUGUGCACCCACAAACAUGCUACAAAGGUCCAGAAAUGUGAUCAAUACGUUGUAUUUUUUAUAAAGAUGGCUUUGUAAAAUCUGCAGUUUUUGAAGGUUGGGAGCCCAAGUAGAGUUGGAUGUUGCAAAGUGAAGCACACAUUGUAUCAAGUGUGGUACUUUGUAAAUAAAGUCGCCUUGCUUAUGUUGGCUUUAAACAUCUUGUUUUUAAUAAUUAUUUCAAAAUAAAGGUUUUUUUUUCUGAA